GGAUUGUUUUGUCACAGGGGUUUCUGGGACAUUGUGUUCUCCCCCUUGUUUUUUAAACUCUGUGAAAAGCAUGUUGUAGCUAUUUGCAAGCACUAAAACCUCACUGCCAUGGAAACGAUACGGCUGCAUGUAUAUUCAGGACAAAUGCAAGUUAAAUGUACAACACAUUUAAUAUCUUCCAUUAGAUAGCCGCAUCAAAAAUACAACUGCGGAAUUAAAAAACUCCCGGAAACUAUGUAAAGCACGACUUUGUCCGUAGUCGGACUGUUUAUAGCGUUGGACACAUGCUUGUUUUUGUUGUGGUCUGAAGCUAUGGCUCCUUUCAACCGGUUAAAAUAACCCCCCCCAAAAAAAUACAAGACACUUUGGGGUCAUAUUUUGACAACAAUGAAUGGCGGAUAUGGCCGAGGACGAACUUGCUGCGUUUAGGAAGAGCUGGGAACAAGAGUUGACAGGUAAACAAGAGGAGCAGCGACUUAACUCUGCCCCUCUCCCUCCCUGCGAUGCUCUUGGUCAGUCAAGCAAAGACGACUCAAAGAAGGGGUAUUUUGAAAACUUAAAAAGUCGCAACAAAACCAGCAGUCCUUCGAAACCAGAGGAGGAGGGGAGGCGUGUUGGUGGAGGAGGAGGACAAGCUGCUGCUGUGUCCAAGGAUCAGCCUCAGUAUGUGUCCAUUGCACACGGGUUACUUGAUGGGAGGACCAGUCCGCUGCUGGACAGGAUUCAGGAGGAGAGAAGCAGGAGAAAGAGACAGUAUCACAACAUCACUGGUGGCUGCAGAACCUCCCUGCAGCAGCAGCAGCAGCAGCAGCAGAGAAAGCUGAAGAAAGACAGGGAGCUGGUGGAUCAACUCAUCCAGGACCUGAAUGAAGUCAAUGACAUUCCUUUCUUUGAUAUUGAACUGCCGUACGAGUUAGCCUUGAAGAUAUUCCAACACCUCAACUGCACUGAGCUCGGCAGAUGUGCACAGGUGAGCAGGGCAUGGAGAGUCCUUGCAGAGGACUCAGUUUUGUGGUUCAGGAUGUGCACAAAGGCUGGUUUUCACCAGGAGGCCAGCGUGUCCGACUCCCCCUGCUGGAAGAGCACGCUGCGAGACUGCAGGAACUCAGCCAAGACUGUGUGCUCCAACUGGAAGAACCGAGUGGGAUCCAUCAGCCAGCUGCAGUUUGAGUUGGGGAAGGUUCUAUGUGACGUCAGCUUCUGUGACAACUUUGUCUUGGCUGGGUACACGUCUGGCGAUGUGAGGCUGUGGGAUACUCUGCACUGGGACUCAUCGGCCUCUUUCCUGAAGAUCAACAGCCUGUCGGCUAACUCUGAACCCAGACCUUUUGUUAGUCAUGUGCAGGUCAACAGCACAGUGGCUGCUGCUGCGUACGAAGACGGUUGUGUGGACCUAUGGAGCACAGAGACAGGCGGAGAGCCCAUCCGCCACUACCAGACCCCAGGGAGGAUCCAGGUCCUGGCCCUGAGCUCGGACAGCCCCAUCCUGUGCUGGGCGGCAGGGCCUGAUGUUCGGAUAGAUGCUGCCGAUGAUCACGGCUACUGGAGGACACUCUGCCGGACUCAGCUACCCAAGCCAGUGGAAAGCCUGGUCGUGGUACCAGGCAGGGGGCAGCAGCAGCGCCCGCUUGCAGCCCUCUCAGCAGGAGAUGCCGUGUACCUGUUGGACCCCCGUGAGGAGGAGCCACAGAUACUCCACUCGGUCUACGGUCACCCUGUUACCUGCCUGGAUGCGUCAGACUCCCAUGUUGCACUUGGAGUGAAGCGCACAGGAUGGGCAAUGCACGAUGGAGGGAACAAGAUCCACGUCUACAGCCUUGAAACGGGCAAACUGGUGGCCACUGUGGGCGACUCACUUGGAGAUUUCUCCUGCAUCAACCUGAGAGACAGCCCUCCUCACCUGCUGGUCUGUGGAAACAAAGAUAGGAGGGUGCGGGUGUUUGACCUACGAGCUGGCUCUUCCGUGGCGUCCCUGUACGCCCACCACCUGGGUGUGACCUCGGUGCAGGCGGAUGACUGGAAGAUUGUGAGCGGCGGAGGCGAAGGAUUGGUGUGUGUGUGGGAGAUGAGGAUGGGAGCCAAGCUGUGGGAGAUGCACAACAGGCAUCCUGUGCGCCACGUACGCUUCAACACCAGCACCCUGGUAACAGCCAACAUCCCUGAUGACAAGUCACCACGGGGCGCCUGCAUCACAGACGAUGACCUUACAGCUCACCGCAGACAUCGGGGAGUAAUCUGCCAUUAUGACUUCUCUGAGGAGGCAUUAUCUCAGGAUCACGUCCUACCCAUCUGCAGGUCGGACUACACAGAGUCACACGGAUACAACUACAACAUCGGCCUGGCCGUUCCUUACGACAGUCUGUCCGGCUCCCAUCCAUCGCACUGACUCGCAGGUUUACAAACUGCAGCUGAACGGACAAUAGAAAUUGUUGACUAGCGAUCGGUUUCAUGCUCCAAACUGUAUACUUUUUAUCUUUCUGCUUUCCCUUUUGGUAUUCCAAACAAAUCACGCUGUCAGUGUAUGGAUGUUUUCUGUAAUUAUUUUUAAGGUAAAUGAUGCACAACGCACCAAAACAGUAAAAUGAUGACGUUUUUAAAUGA
Molecule: messenger RNA, 2601 nt
Organism: Labrus bergylta (ballan wrasse)
Lineage: Eukaryota; Metazoa; Chordata; Actinopteri; Labriformes; Labridae
Gene: fbxw8
Product: F-box and WD repeat domain containing 8
Molecular function (GO): protein binding
Source: RefSeq, a predicted model, not a curated record